Messenger RNA from Anneissia japonica, 519 nucleotides. RefSeq names its product probable malonyl-CoA-acyl carrier protein transacylase, mitochondrial. The record is from RefSeq and is a predicted model, not a curated record. Bases 1 to 519 code for a protein of 172 amino acids. NCBI's taxonomy places the organism in Eukaryota, Metazoa, Echinodermata, Crinoidea, Comatulida, Comatulidae. Gene Ontology annotation, molecular function: transferase activity. The transcript has a single exon.
AUGUUAUUCCUCAGAAGGGCUAUUAUCUCAGAGGUGAACAAAAUCAGUCAUUCUAUCACUAGAACAACAGGUCUAGUAGAUUUUGUUAGUGACACGAGCUCAUCAGGCACUCUGCCUAUGUUUUCUGGUCAAGGGGCACAAAAACAGGGAAUGUGCAUAUCUAUGGUGAAGAGUCCUGGAGCACGACAAAUAUUCGAUAGAGCUAAAAAAAAAAAAGUACUUGGAUACGAUUUGCUUGAAAUCUUCCUGAAUAAUGACAAUAUGCUGACACAAAAGCUAAGAUCUACAGAAUUUGUACAAGUAGCUUUGCUUGUGGGAUGUGUUGCAAAGAUUGAACAACUUAAGAUAGAAAGAGCAGAUACAACAGCUAGUGUUACCCACGUAGCUGGCAUGAGUGUGGGAGAAUUUGUUGCACUGGUGUAUGCUGAAGUUCUAGACUUUGAAGACACAUUACGUUUGGUCCAAGAGCGUGGACGAUCUAUGAAACUGGAAGUGGAAUGGUCAGUGUGUUUGGUUUGA